AUGGGAGAUCGAGAAAGAGAGCGAGACAGUGAACGAGACAGAGACAGACGCCGUGAAAGAGACGACCGUGACCAAGAUCGCUCCCACCGCAGCCCCUCCCAGCAGUGGCUGAAGCGUGUGCUGCGCGAGUCGACGGUGGAAGAUGAGAAGGACCGGCAGAGUGUGGUGUCAAAAUUCGUGGAGGGGAUUGCGAAGGAGCAGCAGAGGCAGAGCAGCGGUGGAGAGGGCGGUGAGGACGAAGAUGAGGUUGAGAUGAUGAAGAAGUCGGGGAUAUAA
Molecule: messenger RNA, 276 nt
Organism: Rosa chinensis
Lineage: Eukaryota; Viridiplantae; Streptophyta; Magnoliopsida; Rosales; Rosaceae
Product: U4/U6.U5 small nuclear ribonucleoprotein 27 kDa protein-like
Exons: 2
Coding region: 1-276 (91 amino acids)
Source: RefSeq, a predicted model, not a curated record